Amphibalanus amphitrite is the source of this 1967-nucleotide messenger RNA. RefSeq names its product cell growth-regulating nucleolar protein-like. Gene Ontology annotation, cellular component: nucleolus. Gene Ontology annotation, molecular function: DNA binding. The coding region runs from base 190 to 1296 and encodes 368 amino acids. Lineage: Eukaryota; Metazoa; Arthropoda; Thecostraca; Balanomorpha; Balanidae. The transcript has 2 exons. Gene Ontology annotation, biological process: negative regulation of transcription by RNA polymerase II; rRNA processing. The record is from RefSeq and is a predicted model, not a curated record.
GUUGUUACAUCAGCGGCGCAUAGGUUCAACACGUGCUUUGUGUGUGCAGUGCGCACGGCCCGCACGGGUGUGUUGAGUGAUUUCAUUUAUCGGUUUUAGCAUAUAAUGGAUUGAUAUACCGCAUUUGUGUUAGAAGGUUUCAACGAAAAAUUAGUGAACAUACGUAAGGCCUCAUCUAGGAAAGAAACAAUGGUGGUAUUUGCAUGCAAUGCAUGUGGUGCUUCAGUGAAGAAAAACCAAGUUGAAAAACACUAUCAGCAGCAGUGUAGGAGAUGUGAAAGUCUUUCCUGCAUGGACUGUGGUAAGGACUUUUGGGGUGAGGAUUACAAACAACACAACAAAUGUAUCUCUGAAGAAGCUAAGUAUGCUGCUAAGGGUUGGGAGCCAAAGGCCAGUGCUAAUAAAGGAGAAAGAAAGCAGGAAGCGUGGAUCGAAUCGAUCAACAAUGUCGUGGGAAAGACUACUGAUAUAUCUCCUGCUGUUCGGGAUCUCCUGGCGACAUUGUCUCAGCACAGCAACAUUCCUCGCAAGAAGAAGAAGUUCCUGAACUUCGUGAGCAACAGCAUUCGGGUACGGAACAGCGUGCUGGUGGAAGAGGCGUGGAAAAUAUUCGAGGCGGCCAUAGCGAAACCAGCGGAGGAGGCGCCGGCGGUGACAGCCACCGCGAAAAAGAAGGAGAAUGAUGCCUCUCAAGGAACUGAAAGUAAAGAGGAGAUGCUUGACAAUGCUACUAGUAAGAAGAAAAAGAAGAAAAAAGCGAACUCCGAACCUAUCCCUGAAGAAACGGUACCGGAAGAUGCACCGGUCGUUAAGAAGAGUAAGAGGGAGAAGAAGAUGGAACGUAGCAAGAAGAAGAACAAACUGGCUCAGAAUGGCGCUCCUGAGGAGAAUGGUGUCAAGAAGGGCAAAAGGAAGCACGAAGAGGCCGACGAUGAUGUCGAUGAAGGUAUCCCGGACGAGGAGUGCGGUGGCGGCGCGAAGAAACGGAAGCUGGAGGCAGAGCCGGCCGUAGAGCGACUGAACGACACCCUGGACGAGGCUUCGCUGGCCUCUGCGCAGGCGUCGAAAAAGUUCGACUGGACCGGUGUGGUGCUGGCUCUGCUGGGCAACCGUGACGACCACGAGCUGUCGCUGAAGAAGCUGCGGAAGAAAGUGGUGAGCGAGUACGAGUGCCGCGGCUGUGAGGGAAAGCCAAACACCAGCAAGGAGGAGAUCUGGGCGAAGCUGGAUAAGAAGCUGAAGAAGAUGCCUCAGGUGAAGGUGAUACGGGACAACGUUAAACUGGUGAGUGUUUGACUGGUGUAGCGAUUAACUGUGUUGUGGACUGUGAAGUAUGGCGCUCUUUUGUGGCGCCAUUUAUGGGGUAUAUUGCUGCGAGGACAAUACGUAUCUGUUUCCAUGUGCGUCGAAUUGUCUAGCUAGUGACAAGCCUUCUUGUGAACGUUCUCGUGUUACGUUUUGGAUUUCGUCACUACCUUUUUGAAGCGUUGGUAUAUCAAAAACGCAUUCAAUUUUAGAUUCCUAAGUCUAACAGACAGACAAAGACUGACUUUACAUAACCUGUCGUGGUGUCAAGUGGCUGGUUGCGCAGAUAGCAUUUGCUUUUCAGUGAAGAACCGAUGACUUUCUCUUUUGUAAAACAAUUACGUGUUCCGUUACUCUAUGCUUAUCUCUUUCCGUUCGCAAAACAUAUAUUGCGGUUUAAUGGCUGUAAAUGUAAAAGGCGAUGUAACUUUUGCGACGGCCAGCAAAGCCUAUUCCGUACAUGCAUUAUAAUGCUCACGCAUUUGUUUCACAUUCAUUUUUUUCCCACAAAGUUAAUUUGCUGUUUGUGUAAGCCGGGUGCCAAAAACGUCUCGGUACGAACUUGGAAAGUCAGAACUUCUUGGUAAUGGGCAUGCCGUGGCUUAUGCACUGAAUCAUCGGGAUGACCAUCGCCCGUGUUUUGAAAAUAUAGUGUGAUUUUA